This is a messenger RNA of Epinephelus fuscoguttatus (brown-marbled grouper), 1523 nucleotides long. RefSeq names its product ovarian cancer G-protein coupled receptor 1-like. Bases 178 to 1212 code for a protein of 344 amino acids. Gene Ontology annotation, cellular component: membrane. Gene Ontology annotation, molecular function: G protein-coupled receptor activity. Gene Ontology annotation, biological process: positive regulation of Rho protein signal transduction; phospholipase C-activating G protein-coupled receptor signaling pathway. The transcript is spliced from 4 exons. Lineage: Eukaryota; Metazoa; Chordata; Actinopteri; Perciformes; Serranidae. The record is from RefSeq and is a predicted model, not a curated record.
CCUUCAUGCCUUAUGUUUAAUAAGCAGAUGCAGAUUAUCAUGAAAUGAUCAGACAUGCCAUCAUCAGUUACAUUUACUGCAGACUGUUUGGAUGUGAGGGACAAAACAACAACUUGACAGAAGGAACUGGUCCAGGUCACCGAGGGCUCGGAGCUGUCAGAGGUUCAUCUCUGAAGAAUGGGAGAUUUACACAAGUACAACACUUCACACAACAACAGCUCUGAUCCCAGCAACUUCAUCAACAACUACAACAAUUAUAUUAAUGACCUUUUGUCCAGCUUAAAUGUGGUGACAUACAUAAUCAUUGGCAUCGGCCUUCCUUUGACCCUGGUGGCCAUCUAUGCUCUUUUUUCUCAGGUGAGAAAUGAUAACGUCGCUCCCAUCUACGUCAUCAACCUCCUCAUCUCUGACCUCAUCCAGUUCUGCUGCAUGAUUGCUGUCAUGGUGCCACCUGAGGACAGUCUCCCGGCGCUGAUCAAAGGCCAUACUCGGUUCGCCAGUGUUGGCUUCAUGGUGUGUAUCGCCAUGGAAAGGUAUUUGGUCAUCGUCUUCCCACUGUGGUACCGCUUCAGACGAACCAUCAAGACCUCUGUGCUGGUCUGCGUCGUGGUCUGGGUCCUUCCUCUCAUCUGUACCCUCCCUAAAUUAAUCUGCAGUUCUGCUAAUGCCAGCUUAAUCGCAGGCAUCUUUUUACUUCUUCCCCUCCCACUGCUCAUGUUCUUCGUGGGUGGGACCCUCAGAGCUCUGUCUGCCUCCAUCUCGGUCCGCUCUGAUGAAAAACGACGAAUUGCAGGAAUGUUGGUCCUGGUGCUGCUGAUUUACAUCCUGCUGUUCCUGCCCUCCAUCAUUUUCUGCAUGGCAAAAGAACUGGUUGAUGACACUGUUUCAUCACUGUCUCUUGUGUUAAUCAGGUUGUGUCCUCUUGCAGAUUUAGUUCUGUAUGUUUUCAUGAGGAAAGGGACCACACACAGUCUCCUGGCCUCUGUGCGGUGUUGCAGAAUGGACAGCAAUGAAAUCAGAAGUCCAGCAGUAGCAGUGGUGAUGACGUGUCCACUGUCAGCUUCACGUAGCCAGAGACAGACAGGGACAGAGACAGAGACAGAGACAGAGACAGGGACAGGGACAGAGACAUGCAGGCAGAAAGGACAGAUUCUGUCUGAUAAGGUUUCCAGUGAGACACCUGACUGUAGAUACGAGGACGCCUCGUCCUGACUCUGCUGUGGGAGUUCUGCUCGCUGGUUUGUUAACCUUGCUGUGGUUCACUGUGACGCCUUCAACAACUGAAAGUCUGUUCUUUAUUAGUCUGUGAGCUGAUGUCUGUCAUUAUUAUCCUUUCAUCACAGAAACAAAACAGAUUAUUUUUGAUUCACUGAGCUCUUUGAAGACGCCACGCCGUCUUUUUCCUAAACCUUUACUUAGACUUUUUUUGUAGAUGUAGUGAACAUGUCAACACGUCUGCAGGAUGUUUUACUGUUUUGGUCUUAUACACAUUUUAAUUACUGUAAAACAUCAGUUUAUGGACC